AUGUCUAUUUUAGCCUGGGGACGAUUGGAAAGGGUCGAAACGACAUCGCAAAGAAAAAUCUUGCGUUUGCUGUCGACAUUGUGUCAUCGACGUACCGUAAACUUUGACGGGUACAAAUUUAACGUGAGCAUCUUUGAUCAGGGUGUGGAAGGAAUGAAAAUUCGAGGGAAAAUCGAUCCUGGCUCUAUUUACGUUCAUUCGGGAGGAUACAAUUCGACCAGUGGAAUUCUGCUGGGAGUGUUGGCACUAAAAACAAACUUCACGGUGAACGUCGUCGAACCCGUCGAUAACAAAAUCUAUGGUUAUCAGAUGGGAAACGGCUCGUACACGGAAGCCAUAGGUGACGUGGUACGGCAUAAAGUGGUCGCUUCGUUCGCUUCUUUCUUCGUGAAACGCUACGCUAACAAUGAUCGUAUGGAAUUUACCACAACGGUGGGUUUUGAUGAAGUUUGCGUCAUAACUCCGAGGGCGGGCAAAAUACCAAAGGGUUUAAGGAUGUAUCGAAUCUUUCGGUGGUCCGUGUGGUUGUGCAUCAUACUCUCCUAUGUUUUCGCCUACCUCGCUUGGUACUAUGCUCGAUUGCUCGAAUCACGAAGUCCAAAGCUGAAGAAACUGGACGGUCAAAGAAUAGCUCUCCACACACUGCUCAUAAUAUCGGGUUAUCCAAUCCCAUUGCCAGCGACAAAGAGCGAGAGAUGUCUUCUGUUAGGUCUCUUUAUUAGUAGUGUUACUAUAAUUGGCGUAUUCAACGGCGCGCUUUAUACGAUGUUCGCGAACAACAUGCAUUAUAAGGAAAUCGACACUCUGGAAGAAUUGGACGCAUCUGGACUCCCGAUUGGUUGCACGAGGAACACAAAAGAUAUAUUCGGUACGGAGAAUGACGUGAACUUGAACCCGGUUCGGAGGAGAUUGCAGAAGAAAAUGGUUUAUGCGCGCGAUAGCAUGGAAAUGGCUGCUGUUUAUCGUAAUGUGACUAGUUUACUCAGGAAACAGCAUUAUACGUUGUUGAGUGGACCUUUGAGAGGCAGGCAUGGGGAAAAAUUGGUGCAUCGUAUGAGGGAAUGUCCAGCAAACAGAGACGGUUGCAGUUUACGGAACAGUGAACCUGAAUUAAAUAAAAUCUAAAUUGACUGAAAAGAGAGUAAAUCAAGUUAAAUGAGACUUGCGGUAAUAAAAGAUCCCAAAAGUGAGGAAAAAAGAGACGGAACGGUUUUCUAAAUAAAUGCGAGAAUUCACUCGAUUAAAACGACACGUUUGAUAGGACAUCAAAGUUUAUACAAGUAUUGACUUUAAAUAAAAUACAAAAGCUUCAGUAACGUCGAUAAAAAAGAAUUUUAUUCUUUCUGUCGUUCAUCUCUCUGCGGAUAGAAAUCGAAUAUCGCACGUAGUCAAAAGUAUAAAAAAAAAGAAACAGAUCUCUCUGAUUCGAACAAUCUUUGACGUCCAUCCCCAGUGUUUAGAGAACAAAAAAUCUCUUUUAUUGGAGUUUCCAUAUCAUCGAAGAGUAACGCCAUUGUGUACACGAAUUCCAGACAAAUAUUUUCUAGCUUGCGUUCUGCCCAGAAAUUCGUUUCUUCGGGAAAGGAUCAACACCUUGAUCAGUAGAUUGAAUCAAGCCGGAUUGCCGACAUUAUGGAGAACUCGGACGAUGUUGGAAA
Molecule: messenger RNA, 1658 nt
Organism: Megachile rotundata (alfalfa leafcutting bee)
Lineage: Eukaryota; Metazoa; Arthropoda; Insecta; Hymenoptera; Megachilidae
Source: RefSeq, a predicted model, not a curated record